Ceratotherium simum simum (southern white rhinoceros) is the source of this 2249-nucleotide messenger RNA. RefSeq names its product endosomal transmembrane epsin interactor 2 (gene ENTREP2). NCBI's taxonomy places the organism in Eukaryota, Metazoa, Chordata, Mammalia, Perissodactyla, Rhinocerotidae. The record is from RefSeq and is a predicted model, not a curated record. Gene Ontology annotation, cellular component: membrane.
AUGGCUUGGGAAAUUCUGGAACUGCAGAAAAGCGGGCAGAGUGCUCGGAAUUCACCUCCUCUGCGCUCGCCGCUCUGCCGGGCGGUCUCCUCAGUUCCCACCGUCCAGGGCUGGCUCUGGGCUCGGCCGGCGGCUCGGCCCCUGCAGCUCGGCGGGCCCGGGCCGGGCUCCCAGGCCCCUUCAGCGCCGCCAGCCGAGGGCUCCGCCGUGGAGGCUGCUGCCCUCGCCUUUGACGCGCCCGCGGUCUCCACUCUCCUCCUCGGGACCCGGUGCCGCCCCGGCGGGAGCCUGUCCCGCCUGCGCGAGUGCCCGGGCCGCUCCCGCAUCGUGCUGGCGCUCGGGGCCACGCAGAUGGCGCUCGGAUGCCUCAUCGUGGCCGUGAGCUUCGCCGCGCUGGCGCUCACCACCUCGGCCCGCGUCCGCCACUCCUGCCCCUUCUGGGCCGGCUUCUCGGUGCUGCUGUCAGGACUCAUUGGUGUCGUCUCCUGGAAAAGGCCUCUCUCCCUCGUGAUAACCUUUUUCAUGCUGCUCUCUGCAGUGUGUGUAAUGCUGAAUUUGGCUGGUUCAAUUCUCUCCUGUCAGAAUGCUCAGCUAGUCACCUCCCUAGCAGGCUGUCAGUUGAUUAAGUUUGACAGUGUCGAGGUGUGUGUCUGCUGUGAAAUGCAGCACCAGUCUUCAGGCUGCAGCAACCUGGGCGAGACACUGAAGCUGAACCCGCUGCAGGAGGACUGCAAUGCCGUGCGGCUGACGCUGAAGGAUCUCCUCUUCAGCGUGUGCGCCCUCAACGUCCUCUCCACCAUCGUGUGUGCGUUGGCCACAGCCAUGUGCUGCAUGCAGAUGGUCUCCUCUGACGUCCUGCAGAUGUUCCUUCCACAAAGGGCGCAUUCCGCCAGCCCUGCCUGCGUGACCCCCCACGGCACUGUCCUCCACCAGACCCUGGACUUCGAUGAGUUCGUGCCCCCGCUGCCCCCUCCCCCCUACUACCCUCCAGAGUACACCUGCACGCCCAUGGCCGAGGCCCACAGGGGCCUCCACCUGGACUUUGCUCCCUCUCCGUUCAGCACUCUGUAUGAUGUUGCCAUCAACAGCCCUGGCCUGCUCUACCCCGCCGAGCUCCCCCCGCCCUACGAGGCCGUGGUGGGCCCGACCCCAGCCAGCCAGCUUACAAGUAUGGAUCAGCAGGUGACCGAAUCCAGCUCCGGAGACGCAGACCCCGCUGCUGGCUUCAGCGCACAAGUGCCGGCUGACAGAGCAAGCCUCCCAGCAACCGAGGGCACCACCACGCCGGGCCCGAGCCUCGUGUCCCCCGAUGGCCCUGUGGGCGCCCCGCCACCUCUGCCGCCUGCCCAGCGCCACGGCCACGCGUCCCUGGAGGGCCCGGACCAGGGCACGCGGGCGCGGCUGGGUCCCGGACGCGUGGCUCGCUCCGCCAGCGACCCCACCUCGUGCACGUCUGGCACAGCAGGCGCUGCCUCUUCCCACGCUCCCUCCCGCAGCCAGGACCUCGAAGCAGGGCUGUCCCAGGCGGCCCUGGGGACCGUUUCCCUAUCUCGCUCUGUCAUCGCCACCGGUGCUUGUCGGCACCAGCUUUCACCCUCUGGGGAACCAGAUGCCUGGAAAAUCCACCAGCGGUUAAAGCCAGAGGCCUUACAGAUGGUCUCCAAAGAGCGGCCGCACUCUUUAGUGGACAGCAAGGCCUACGCAGAUGCCAGGGUUUUGGUGGCUAAAUUUUUGGAACACUCAAACUGUGCCCUCCCUCCCGAGGUGCGGCAUGUGGUGGGCGCCAUCCGCUCAGUGGUGACCUCUGAAGAGUGCCCCGUGGAGGAGGCCGUCUUCAGCACCGGUGUUCUGGACCAGGUGUGAACGAGCCACAGGUCUAGACGUGGACAUGGACAGGCCUGGUGCCAAACUGUCCUGCCAGAGGCCACUGUGCUCUCAGGUGGGAGGCCUGCAGCCCCAGAGUGUCUCCUGGUGGCUCAGGAGGGGACUCCUGUUCCUUCUCUUCAGGGGGUCUGAUCAGUUGUUCUCGUGGGAUGACACUUCCUAUAUUCCAGUAAGACAGAAAACGACUCUCAUGUCCAUCGUGAACUCUUUGGUUUUGUCAGGCAUGUAGCACCUUGAACUAACCAGCAUUACAGGAAUACAGUGACAGGUGACACUCAUGUAACUAAAGACACUAAGUAUCUUCAAAAUCAGGGCCAUCAAAACACAGGCUUCUCCCCCACCCUGAGUCAGUUCAGUGUUAAGUG